Pseudovirgaria hyperparasitica is the source of this 381-nucleotide messenger RNA. RefSeq lists its product as uncharacterized. The transcript has 2 exons. The record is from RefSeq and is a predicted model, not a curated record. Bases 62 to 331 code for a protein of 89 amino acids. NCBI's taxonomy places the organism in Eukaryota, Fungi, Ascomycota, Dothideomycetes, Acrospermales, Acrospermaceae.
AGUAAAUACCACCGCUCACAUCUACAAGUCAAACUCGUCAAGAACAGUCCUUCAUAUCACCAUGUCCAACGAAAACCAACAGCCCAGCCUCGUCGCCUCACAUGCCAAUUUUAUCUCUGGCGCUGCUAAAGAGACCGUCGGUCAAGCUCUCGGCUCCACUGAGUGGAAGCAGUCAGGCACUGCGCAAAAGGAGCACGCUGUGCAGGACAUGAAGGCUGCUGGCGAGCAGCGCGAUCCUAACAAGGACGGAUGGGGCAAGGCUGAGGAGAUUGCUGGCAAGGCGGCUGGGUGUGAGGGCAUGGAGCAGGAGGGUGCGCAGAGUAAGAAGUGAAUUGUAGUCUCAUAGGUCAUGUACGAUAUGACGAAUGAUGAUGUUGCGAU